Messenger RNA from Histoplasma mississippiense, 1482 nucleotides. RefSeq lists its product as hypothetical. The coding region runs from base 1 to 1482 and encodes 493 amino acids. NCBI's taxonomy places the organism in Eukaryota, Fungi, Ascomycota, Eurotiomycetes, Onygenales, Ajellomycetaceae. The record is from RefSeq and is a predicted model, not a curated record. The transcript has 4 exons.
AUGACCCUCUCACGAACUGCCACCAGCCGAUCCAACCACAGCCGGCACUCGAUAAAAAGCUCUCAUUCCCAUCCCAAGUCACACUCACAGCUACAAUCGCAGGAACUUCCCCCAGUCACCAAGACUGAGUCGUUCGAAGCGGCUGCUGCAAAGGCCAGCAAGGGAGAGGACAGUGGAGGUCCAGAUCCGCUGCUGGGUUUCCUAAACCACCUAUCACCGCAGCAGUCAGAAGCGCUGACAAGCUUCAAAUUGGUCUUGAAGGAGGAACAACUAUAUACCGAAGCGCAUGGUGGAGCUCGUGCCAGCCAUGAUGAUUCUACUAUGCUGCGAUUUCUUCGCGCGCGUAGAUUCGACGUGCAGGGUGCCCUAGAUCAGUUCCGGAACACAGAAGAAUGGCGCAAGACGAAUCAGAUCGACGCGUUGUACCGGAAUUUCGAUAUUGAUUCAUAUGAAGAUGCUCGCAGAGUGUAUCCUCAAUGGACCGGCCGGCGAGAUCGUCGUGGGAUCCCCAUAUACGUUUACGUGAUAAAGGACCUAAACAGCAAGAACAUGGCAGCCUACUCGUCCAACGCCUCAGCGGGCAAAACAUCCGCAACCCACACCUCCUCCAAAGUACCCCCACGAUUACUCCGUCUCUUUGCCCUGUACGAGAACAUGACCCAGUUUGUGCUACCGUUGUGCAGCGAUCUGGGGCGUCCCCACCCUGAGACUCCAGUUGUGAACACGACGAAUAUCGUGGACAUUUCAGGGGUGGGACUGAAGCAGUUUUGGAAUUUGAAGGGUCAUAUGCAGGAUGCGAGUGCCUUGGCGACAGCGCAUUAUCCGGAGACUUUGGACAGGAUAUUUAUAAUCGGAGCCCCCGUCUUCUUUCCUACCGUCUGGGGCUGGAUCAAGCGCUGGUUCGACCCUGUGACAACGUCAAAGAUCUUCAUCCUAUCCGCAUCCGAAGUGAAAUCCACCCUCAGCACCUUCAUAGAACCCUGCAACAUCCCAAAGCAGUUCGGAGGGGAGCUGGACUGGAAUUGGGGCGACAUGCCGUCACUCGAUGAGCCGGCGAAAGAACUUGCAGGCAUCUUGACACGCGUUGGAGAACGAGGUGUAAACGAUGUCUCCGCCACAGGCCUCACCACGCCCGCCAUCGGGGAUACAAGGAGGGAUUUCGUCAAGGGACCUGUCGUGUGGAAUAGCGAAACUGCGGAGAUUAUGGGGAGUGUGGAUGGGGCAGAUCGGAGGAGGGCUAUCACUCUUCCGAUGAAGGAACAUAACCUAGGUGAUGACGGAUUUAGAGCUAGAACUACAGGUGUUGAAGCGCUUGCUGAGAAAGGGGGAGUGGUGAAUGGUGAUGGGGGCGGAGCAAACACAGAUUCGGCCACCGCGGCGGGCCUUGCUUCUGUGGAAGUGGACAAUGAAAAGGUUCCUGUACCGGCGCCUGCACCGUCUAAUAAAGUUUCGCCAACACUACGACUGCGUGAAAAUCUCUAA